Molecule: messenger RNA, 1626 nt
Organism: Penicillium nucicola
Lineage: Eukaryota; Fungi; Ascomycota; Eurotiomycetes; Eurotiales; Aspergillaceae
Product: sugar porter family MFS transporter
Exons: 7
Coding region: 1-1626 (541 amino acids)
Biological process (GO): carbohydrate transport; transmembrane transport
Cellular component (GO): membrane
Molecular function (GO): carbohydrate:proton symporter activity
Source: RefSeq, a predicted model, not a curated record
AUGUUUGUGAUUCCGAAGUUUUUCGGCUGGAGGGGUAGAAGCCUCAACUUGGCAAUUAGCUCAUUAGGAAGCCUUGAUUUCUUGCUUUUUGGAUACGACCAAGGUGUGACCGGGGGGCUGCUUGAUCUUCCAUCAUUCACCAAGUAUUUUCCCGAUAUUGAUACCGCGGAUCCAGAAAUACAACAAUACCCAGCUAUCAAAUCGCAGCGCAGUCUGAAUCAAGGAAUAUCAGUCGCGUCAUAUAAUCUAGGCUGCUUCUUUGGUGCUAUUUUAACGGUAUUCAUCGGGAAUCCACUCGGCCGGAGAAAGACAAUCUUCUGUGGCUGUAUAAUCAUGACUACAGGUGCUCUUCUACAAGCCACCGCUUUCCAUCUUCCUCAUUUCAUUAUUGGGCGCAUUAUAACGGGCGUGGGGAAUGGAAUGAAUACAAGUACUGUCCCAACAUGGCAGUCAGAGUCUGCAAAAUCUCACGAUCGCGGUAAAAUGGUUAUGAUUGAAGGAAUGCUCAUUACCGCGGGCAUUACUCUGAGUUAUUGGAUCAAUUACGGAUUCUCAUUCAUCGGGGAAAGUGAAGUAGCCUGGCGAUUUCCGCUGGCCUUUCAAAUUCUCUUUGCUAUCGUGAUCUUCACGUCGAUUCUUAAUUUGCCUGAGUCGCCACGGUGGCUUGUGAUGCAAGGCCGAAACGACGACGCUCUGGAGAUCCUUGAAUGUCUUAACGAACGAUCUCGCGAUGAUCCUUACAUUCAGAACGAACUUUUAGCCAUCCAGGAAACUGUCACAGAAAUGUCUAAGGGCUCGUAUAGAAGUCUUUUUGAUAUGAGUGAAUAUAGAGAGUUCCACCGAGUGGCCCUCGCGUACAUCAACCAAAUGUUCCAACAAAUAUCUGGAAUCAACCUCAUUACUUACUAUGCACCAUCGCUUUAUAGGGAUAUUGGUCUCGGUGAAGGUAACCUUCCCAAGUUGUUAGCCGCUUGUAACGGCACAGAGUAUCUGAUGGCCGCAUUCAUCCCAAUCUUCAUUAUUGAAAAAGUUGGACGACGCCCGCUUAUGCUUUUCGGGGCCGCUGGCAUGGCACUCUCCAUGGCUGUCCUUGCGGGUACCAACUAUCGCCUGACCGUGCUUGGUGAUCAGCAAGCAGGUAUUGGACAAGCUGUAUUUUUAUUCGUAUUCAACACAUUCUUUGCUAUAGGUUGGCUCGGAAUGACCUGGUUGUACCCAGCAGAGAUUGUACCUCUGCGCAUCCGUGCCCCCACCAAUGCAUUAGCCACAAGUGCCAAUUGGAUUUUUAAUUUCAUGGUCGUCAUGAUUACUCCCGUCGCAUUCAAUAGCAUCGGGUACAAGACCUAUAUCAUAUUCGCUGUUAUAAACGCAUUCAUCUUCCCUUUUGUGUAUUUCUUCUUUCCCGAGACACGCUAUAGGUCUCUAGAGGAAAUGGACAGCAUAUUCAAGAAAUCUACAAACGUCUUCGAUGCCGUUUCGCUCUCUGUUAAAGAGCCAUACCGCUACGAUAAACAUGGCCAGCUGAAGCUUGAGUAUUUGGAGGAAUCCAUUCUUUGUGAAAAUAUAGUGCACAAUGCGGGACAAGAACUUGAUAGCGAUGAAGUUGGCCAGAAGAUAACUGUGUGA